Amyelois transitella is the source of this 2310-nucleotide messenger RNA. It is a transcript of the gene TrpRS, whose product is annotated as tryptophan--tRNA ligase, cytoplasmic. Bases 225 to 1427 code for a protein of 400 amino acids. NCBI's taxonomy places the organism in Eukaryota, Metazoa, Arthropoda, Insecta, Lepidoptera, Pyralidae. Gene Ontology annotation, biological process: tryptophanyl-tRNA aminoacylation. Gene Ontology annotation, cellular component: cytoplasm. The transcript has 9 exons. The record is from RefSeq and is a predicted model, not a curated record. Gene Ontology annotation, molecular function: tryptophan-tRNA ligase activity; ATP binding.
CACUGUCAGUCAUCAUUUACCUAACUGAGAUUUAAUGUGUGUGAAAAAAAUUGUGAGGUUUACAUCUUAUUGAAAAUCAAUGAAUUUGUAAAGAAAUUGCAUCAUACAUCUGUUAAGAUAGAUCCAAAUUGAAAGAAUUUAGGUAACUAUCAAGCAUUUGUGGAUUAAUUUAAACAUAUUCAUUAUAACCUAACCAAUUACUUGCCAACACGUUACUUAAGAAAAUGGCUGAGGAACAGUUAAACCACUUAACUCUGAAUGAUGAUGACGAUGUGGUAAAUCCAUGGACUGUUACAGGGAAAUCUGAAACUGGUAUAGAUUAUGACAAAUUAAUAAAAAGAUUUGGCAGUCAAAAAAUUGAUGAUGAACUUAUAGCAAGAUUUGAGAAAGUAACAGGCCAUAAAGCUCAUCAUCUGUUAAAAAGAGGUGUAUUCUUCUCCCACCGAGACAUGCACAAUAUUCUGAACCUGCACGAAGCUGGCAAGAAGUUCUACCUGUACACAGGCAGAGGGCCGUCAUCGGAGAGCAUGCAUCUUGGUCACAUGAUACCGUUUAUGUUUACUAAAUGGCUACAGGAUGUGUUUAACGUCCCUCUUAUAAUCCAACUGACGGACGAUGAGAAGGCUCUGUGGAGGGACAUCAAAAUUGAUGAUGCCCGACAGAUGGCCUUCAACAAUGCCAAGGAUAUCAUAGCCAUAGGAUUUGACACCAAAAACACGUUUAUUUUCAACGAUUUGGAUUUUAUUGGCCAGUGCCCGGCUUUCUACCAGAACAUGGUGCGGAUACAGAAAUGUGUGACAUACAAUCAGGCUAAAGGCAUAUUCGGUUUCGGGGACUCUGACGUCAUCGGCAAGAUCACCUUCCCGUCAAUAGAGGCCGCGCCAGCCUUCUCAACGUCAUUCCCCUUUAUAUUUGAUAAUAAAGUGUUACCAUGCCUAGUGCCGUGCGCAAUAGAUCAGGACCCGUACUUCCGUAUGACUCGCGACGUGGCCUCACGUCUGAAGCUGCCAAAACCCGCGCUCAUACAUUCGUCAUUCCUACCCGCAUUGCAAGGAGCUCAACACAAGAUGUCUGCCAGCGACCCUAAUGCUUCUAUAUUCCUGAAUGACACGCCUAAGCAGAUCAAAAAUAAGAUAAACAAAUACGCAUUCUCCGGCGGGCAGGCGACGGUCGAGGAACACAGGGAGAAAGGUGGCAACACUGACGUGGACAUAUCUUACAAGUACCUGUCGUUCUUCUUGGAAGACGACGAUAGAUUGCUGGAGAUUAAAAAACAAUACGAAAGCGGCCAGCUACUAACGGGUGAGCUGAAAAAGUUGGCCAUAGACACAAUAACCCCAUACAUACAGGCGUACCAGAUGCGGCGGGCCGCCAUCACUGAUGACGUCAUGCGGCAGUACUUCCAACUGAGAAAACUGGAGUUCUAAACCAUAGACUAAAUUAAUUUAUUUUUAUUUUAAGCAUCAAAGCGGCCGUGAGGUGAUUUCGUUCCGAAGAGUUUUUAUAACUCAGUGAAUGAUCUGAUCUGGAUUUUUGGAGCCAUUUUGUUAGUGAUUGAUCUCAGAGUUUGAUCGAAACAAAUUUUAAGUUUUCAAGUAUACUAUUUUGUAACAUGCAGUUGUAGUCUCGAUUAAUUUCCUUGAAAUUAUUUCUGUUAUAAAAGAUUACUACAAAAACUUAACAAUAUUUUUACAUUUCAAUGGAGAAACUUUUCAAUAAAAUUUUCAGAUAUCAAUUCUUUUUUUGAAAUGCAUUUUACAUAUGUAUUUGUUUUAAUGCUGUCUAAUACAAAAAUGCAUUGCUUUGCGGCCAGUUCCUAUAGCUAGCUAGAAUGGUAUUUAUAUAAAAAAAAAACAAAUUUAAAGACUUUUUAUACAGUUAUCCAUGGCAUAAUUUAUUAUUCUAAUAUUGAUUUCUUCUAUUUAUUGCACAAGCAUUUAUAAUUUUUAUUCACCACAAGGAUUCUUUAUAGACUAAAACUACAAAGCAAUUUCAGUCUAUAUAUGUGCGUUCCUAAGUCUGUUUAAAUUGAUAGACCAAUCAGGUUACGAUCACUCAGAAUAAAGAUUUGUGAUUGGUUAAUUUAACUUGUCUGCUUGUAACGAAAUUUACACAUAGUUAUAUUGACUAUUUGCUAAUUCCAAGAGUAUUACUUCGUUUUUAAUAUUAUCAUGACAUUGAAUGUCUGUAUGUUUGUUUGUCGCACGAAUAUAGGCCUUAUUUAUACUUUGUGAAAGCGGCUGUGCUUAAAGCAUAACAGUAUUGUGAGUUUACUGCUAAGGAUAAUAAAAUCUGUCAUUUUAAUAUUAA